Messenger RNA from Chaetomium strumarium, 1582 nucleotides. RefSeq names its product Tautomerase/MIF superfamily. The transcript has 3 exons. The record is from RefSeq and is a predicted model, not a curated record. Bases 153 to 1217 code for a protein of 354 amino acids. NCBI's taxonomy places the organism in Eukaryota, Fungi, Ascomycota, Sordariomycetes, Sordariales, Chaetomiaceae. Gene Ontology annotation, molecular function: phenylpyruvate tautomerase activity.
GGAGAGUAUCCCAACGCUUCUUCAAGUUCCUAAAAGCCAGCAAUUGUAGGCCAGAUCCUGUUUGGUCUUCACAAUGUUUGAAGGCAUUCUCCCCAUGGUUCUAGAUCUCUACUUCCACCAACCUUGCGGUAGCAGCCAACGACCGAGCCACGAUGGAUCGAACGGCGGAAUUUGGACCAAAUAAGAUUGUUCAGGAACCCCAGGCUGAACUGAGCUUCUUGGGGCGAAAGGGCCGUAAGGGUUCUCCUCAGCCAACUCCAAAUCUCGUCGAAGGAAACCACCUCAUGCGCAAUAUCGACCGGGCUCCGCCGGGCGACAUCGUUCGCAGGGCAAGCAAGACACGGUCACGAGCGGACCUGCCCAGGCAAAAGAGCAUGCGGAACUUCUUCGAGGACGCUUUCUCAACACACCCAAGCACUCCGGCCCGAGAGAGGGUCCACGGCGAUGCCAUCGUCAUGGCAGAGGUCAAGACGAAUGUUAUCAUCAGCGACGAGUUCACCUUCAUCACGGAGCUCUCCUACCAGCUGUCGACGCGGUACCAGCGCCCGGUAUCGUCCAUCGUCGUCACCCUGCACCAUGGCGCCUGCAUGAUCUUCGGCGGUUCCUUCGAGCCGGCCUACAUCCUGUCCGUGUUCGCGCUGCCUUCGCAGCUGCUGCCAACCACCAACAAGCGGAACGCAGCACUGAUACAGAAACACAUGGAGGAGACGCUCGCGGUGGCUCCGGCGAGGGGAUUCUUGCGCUUCGUGCCUACUCAGGAGGAGCACCUCGCGUGCAACGGGAAGACGAUGGCGGGCGAGAUUGACGAGCUGGAGAAGAGCCUCCAACAACAACACGAAGACAAUGACGACGGGGUGAAGCCGCCUCCGGUAACAAUGGACGAGGUGGUUGCGGGGGAAACAACGAGGAUGAGGGCUAGGAAGAUGUUGAGUGUCAAGCGGUCCCUUGUCGCCCUCCGACAUCCCGCAGCCGCCGACAUUCCGACUCCAGAACCAACGCCGCCGGGUAGCGCCAACGAAGCCUUGCCUCGCCUUGGUGUAUUCCACGGCACGGAUCAUCAGAAGGUCAUCAUCAAUGGGCGGCAAGAGGUGGAUUCGUCGGCUUCCCAACCGAAGAAAUCGGCGCGGAGGACGAAGAGUUUCAUGGCUGGCAUCUUCGGCCGGUCUGGCAGAAAGUCGUCAGACCGUUCGUCCUUGCCGACAAUUGCAGAUGAGUGAUAGGAUCAGGGACAUUGGGACAUUUUGAUUGCUGGGGAUGGCGAUCGUUGGCGGGCUCGGGUCAAAGUACGGAGUAAAUAGAGUACUUCGUACGGACAAUGAUAGGGCGCGAUGCCAAGACGAACCCCGAGUUUCCCAGGACCCCACUGCGGCCCUUACGUAAUCAGGCGCCCAAGCCAGGGGCUAGCUGUCUCGGUGAAUCCCCUCACCUGGACUUCACCAUGAUUUCUUGUACCACGAUUUCCUGCAUGUACUGCGAAGUACGUGUACGAGAACUCGGACGCCAUUGAACCGGUACUAGUCCAUCGUCGUCACCCUAUUAUUUCAACCUUUGAAAAACGCUGCGCGAGGGAAAGACUCGGCCG